Stegastes partitus (bicolor damselfish) is the source of this 6167-nucleotide messenger RNA. Lineage: Eukaryota; Metazoa; Chordata; Actinopteri; Pomacentridae. The record is from RefSeq and is a predicted model, not a curated record.
AUGUUUCAGUACAACAACAGUCGGACGCUGAAAGUCAACAAUAUCAACGACAACGCCCCGGUGUUCACCAAGGAGCUCUACAGCACCACUGUCUCUGAGAUACUAAGUGUGGACAGUGAGGUUCUCCAAGUGACAGCUGUGGACGGAGACAUUGCACCACACAACAGAGUCACCUACUCCAUCGACCCAGCUACAGAAGUCUUUCAGUUGACCAACUCCGGGGCUUUUAUUUUGAAGAGACGACUGAACUACAACGUAGCCCAACAGUACACCUUCACUGUGACCGCCCAGGACGACUGGGGAUUGAAGGACACGGCCUCUGUGGUGAUUAACGUCGAGGACUUUGAUAACCUGAAUCCCUAUUUCAGUCACAAUCUGUAUCAAGCCUUUAUUCUGGAAAAUCAGGUGGGGCUUUUCCAUACCAUUCAACCAGAGGCAAUCAGGGCUCAGGAUGGAGACACUGGGAUCAACGUGGCUUUAACCUACAGCAUCAGCGCUGUGUCUCCAGAGAAAUAUCUAUCGAACUUUGACAUUGACACCGCCAGUGGAGUUCUGUCCGUGGUGACGGCCUUCGACAGAGAGGAGAUGGACAGCAGUGUGAUCUCUGUCAGCAUCAAGGCAGCACAAACAGACGACAGCUUGAAGACCGCUGACACUGUGGUGUCUGUCACCGUUGAGGAUGUGAAUGACAACGUUCCAGAGUUCGAUCAGCCCACUUACUCUGAAACACUUCUGGAAAACUCUCCUGCCGGUGCUGUUCUGUUUAAAGCUGUUGUCACUGAUCUGGACCAGGGAGGGUUUGUGGGAACCCUGGAGAUCCUUCCAGAAUCUGCUCCUUUCUCUAUCAGCGCUGAUGGGACGGUCAGAGUGAAAGACUCCAAGGCUUUGGACAGGGAGGCCACUGAAAGCAUCACAUUUGAGAUUAAAGCAACGGAGCAGAAUCCACCCAACAACGCUGCAACGGCAUCGGUUACCGUGACUCUGUUGGACGAGAACGACAACAGCCCCACAUUCACCAGCAGCACGUACGAGGGGAAAGUGUUCGCCAAUCAGACGGCGGGACUGUUGCUGGUCCAGGUCGCGGCGGUGGAUCCAGACGCUGGUGUGAAUGGACAAAUCAGAUACUCCAUUGGCUUUGGGAACAAUGAAGGCUACUUCUCGAUCGAUGAAAACACCGGAGAGAUCUCACUGGCUAAGACCAUCCCCCUGGAGCAGAACAAGAUCUUGGAGUUCCCUCUCCACAUAACAGCCACAGACGGGGGCGUCAUAUCCCGCUCCUCUUCAGCACAGGUGCUAAUUCUUGCUCCCGGUGAUUCAAAACCUCAGUUUUUGCAAAAAAUCUACCAUGGCACCAUAGAAGAAGAGCAAGACCCAGGAGUGGUGAUUCUUAAGGUGAAGGACGUGAACAACAACCCCCCAGAGUUCAGUAAGGACAGCUAUGAUGUGGCCGUCUUUGAGAAUCUGGCCAAUGGUGCAUCUGUUCUGACUCUGGAGGUCACUGACAGGGACGAGGGAGGAUUUGUGGGAACUUUGCGAAUCCUUCCAGAAUCUGCUCCUUUCUCUAUCGACUCUGACGGGACGAUCAGAGUGGAAAACUCCACAGCUCUGGACAGGGAGGCCACUGAAAUGAUCACGUUUGAGGUUGAAGCAAGGGAGACAGCAGCACCCAACUUUGUAGCAAAGGCAAAUGUGAUUGUGACUCUUCUGGAUGAGAACGACAACAGCCCUGCAUUCACCAGCAGCAAGUAUACAAGUGAAGUCUUCAACAACCAAACAGAGGGGAUGUUGCUUGUUGAGUCCCUUUACCCCGAGCAUCUUGAGGGCCGCGAUGAGGGACUGGCCAAUGAAUCCUCUGCACCCCACCUCAAUGGGGUUUCACCGGGUCCUCCAGCCCUUGCUUCGGUUGAAGCUGAAGACCCAGAUGCAGGCGUAAACGGACAGAUCAAAUACUCCAUUGACUUUGGAAAUCAAGAUGACUACUUCUCUAUUGACGAAAACACCGGAGCAAUCUCUCUGAUGAAAACCAUCCCGCUGCAAGCACAUAAAACCCUGCAGUUCUUAUUGUUCAUAACAGCCAGAGAUGGUGGGGUAGUGUCCCGCUCUGCCUCAGCCCAGGUGGAGAUUCUUGCCUUUGGAGAUUCAAAACCACAGUUCGCACAGAGCACCUACAGUGGCACCAUAGAAGAAGAGAGCGCGCCAGGAACAAUAAUACUGAAGGUUGACAUCCUGACAUUAGACACUGGGAUUCCUCUGACCCUCCAAGUUGAAACAGAAGGCGACAAGUUUGCCAUCUCCUCCACUGGUGAAUUCACUACGACGGUGAAACUCGACUACGACGACGCUCCGCACAGCUACUCUGUGGAAAUCACCCUCACCGACGGCAUCAACAGCGACAGCGCAGUCGUGGAGGUUGAAGUCACUGACGUCAAUGAUAACAGUCCUGUGUUCACCUCCAGUUCUGUCACAGCAUCUGUCCCAGAGGACGCAGAAGUAGGAUCCAAUGUUACUGAGGUUACAGCUACAGACAAAGACAGCGGCUUCAACAAGGAGAUCAGAUACUCUUUGACAGGAGGACUGGGGAGGUUUUCUAUCGAUCCUGUGUCUGGGCUGGUACGUGUGGCUGCUGCUCUUGACAGGGAGACUGAGGCAGAGUACAACCUGCUGGUGGUGGCUGAAGAUCAGGGUCGUCCAGCCAGAUCGGCCACAGCCACCCUGCUGGUCCAAGUGUCCGACAUCAACGAUAACGCCCCAAAGUUCUCUGAGGCCGAGUAUCAGGUUGAAGUCUUAGAAACGGAGGCGGUGGGUACGAGCGUGCUCAAGUUGACGGCCGCAGACCCUGAUGAAGGCGCAAAUGGGAAAGUUACUUACAGCAUCAUCCAGCAGAGUCCUUCAUCAGAGCCUGCUGUGUUUGAGUUGGAGUCCUCCAGUGGGACUCUGCAGGUGGUCCAGCCUCUGGACUACAGCAAGGUGAAGGCGUACACGCUGGAGGUUCAGGCCUCUGAUGGGGGGACUCCCUCUCUGGUUGGGAACAGCUUUGUGGUGGUGAAGGUGAAGGACGUGAACAACAACCCCCCAGAGUUCAGUAAGGACAGCUAUGAUGUGGCCGUCUUUGAGAAUCUGGCCAGCGGUGCAUCUAUUGUGACUCUGGAGGUCACUGACAGGGACGAGGGCGGAUUCUCAAACGGCUACUUCGUCUACACCAGCGAUACUUUUGCCAUUAACAACCAAGGCGUUGUCUCGUUGAGGAACGACGUCACCUUGGACAGAGAGACAACUGACAGCUACGUAUUAGAGGUUGUGGCAGUAGAUCAGGUCAGCGGCGGUCUGAGCGCCAGCGCUCAGCUCAACGUCACCGUCCUGGACUACAACGACAACGCGCCACAGUUCCCGAGCAUCCCCGACCCCGUGAGCGUCCCCGAGGGCGAUUACUCAGAGGAAACUCCGGGAGAACUCAUCACCAUCGUGCCCACGGACGCCGACCUCGGCGCCAACGGAGAGGUCGUCCUCUCCCUCGCGUCCCCCAACCCACUCUUCAGAUUCAGAGAGGAUGGGACAUUGCUGGCUGUUGGCCCUCUGGAUCGCGAGAGCAGGGACUCGUACGACCUGGUUGUUAGGGCUUCAGAUAAAGGCGUCCCACAGAGAGAGAGCAUCACCACCAUCAGAGUGAGCCUCUCUGACGUCAACGACAACAGUCCUGAGUUCAGCUCCAGCAGCUACGUCAGCAGCAUCCUGCAGAAAGACGCGGAGAAAGGAAAGCUGCUGCUGACGCUGUCCGCCACCGACGCAGACAUCGGGGACAACGCCGUCAUCACCUACAGUUUCUCUGAAGGAAGCUCUCCGUAUUUGGCCUUGGACAGCAAGACCGGGGCGGUGACUUUGACCUCUGACCUUGCUGAUUUAACAGAAGACACCACGCUGGUGCUGACAGCCAUGGCCGAGGACCACGGCCAGCCUCCUCUGAGCGCCACAGUUCGUGUCGUGGUGAAUCUGAGGCUUGUCAGUCUGGUGGAGGGCGUGGCCUUCCAAAGCUCCUCCUACAACUUCAGCCUACCUGAGAACCAGCCAGUGGGGGUGACGGUGGGAAAGGUCUGGGCCUCCUCAGGAAGCGACCUGUACGAGGUGGCCUACACACUGAAAACACACACUGAGCUGUUCUCCAUCGACACCAGUGGAGCCAUCCUGACCACUGAAGAGCUGGACAAAGAACAGCAGGAGUGGUACAUCCUGGACGUGGAGGCCGUGGACACACGGAUCCCGCCUACGACAGCUAUGGCAACGGUCAAAGUGCAGGUGGAGGAUGUAAAUGAGUCUCCACAGUUUCUCGCUGAGGAUUAUAAAGGCUCCGUGUUCAGCAUCGCCUCAUAUAGAACUUCUGUCGUCACCGUCAAGGCAACAGACCCUGAUGUUGGAGACCAGGGUCGGCUGGUGUACAGUCUGUCAGCUGACAGCUCCUACUUCGACGUGGAGCCGUCCUCAGGUCUGGUGUACGUGGUCUCAGCAGCAGGUCUGGAUGGAAAGACGGUUAAAGUGGAGGUGAAGGCCACAGACCUUCUGGGACUUUACGCUACAGCCAAGGUGGAGGUGGUGGUUCAGGCAAGUGCGAGCAGCAGCGACGUGGUGACCAUCUCUCUCAAUCAGCCUAUCAACACUGUGGAGAAGAAAAUUUCAGAGUUGGAGACUGCUUUAGGUAAAGCUCUGGGCUGGACGGUGAGCAUCAUCCAGACCUCCAGUGCAAGCGGAGGAGCCACCGAGUCCCGAAUGCUGAGAAACUCUGUGAGGACUCUGGUCAGCUUCAUCGCUGAAGAUAAAGGAGGAGUUGUUUCCUCUGAAGAAGUCAUAAAACACAUGAUGAGAUGUGACGUGUGUGUUCGAUCCACCAGGAAGCUGCAGAGCGAGGCGAGCGGUGUGACGGCCCAGCUGGCUCAGGUGUUUGGGGACGGGCUGCACUUUGAGGUCGGGACGCCUUCGGGCUCCGGCUCCGGCUCCGGCUCGGAUGCGACGGUCAUAGCUUUGGCCGUCAUGCUGGCCCUGAGCGUCGUGGGAUUGAGCUGUGCACUCGUCUUCAUCGUCAUCAGGUUCAGGAGGAAGGACAAACCCGACGACAAAGAGAGCUUCGGCAUCGACAGUCCCGCGAUCUGGUCAGCGAACAUCACCGAAGCCUCUGAACAGGGAGAUGUGUGGAAACAAGCGGUCGAGCAGCAGACGAAGGCCAGAGAGGCGGCUGACAGGGACGGACGGGCGGAUGAGGACGGCUCAGACAACGACAGUGAGACGGACAAAGACAGUUAUCAAGGCCACGCUUACGUCGGACGUGAAAACAGCAGCAGUCUGUAGAGCAGCACCACAACAAUCACACACGUCAUUACAAAUAACCUGCACGAAGACAUGCUCGUUUUUCGUUUUUGUGUUUGUCCAGAUGUCUGUCUUCUUCAGGCAAAUCAAAUUCCUGAAAGCCAGAAGAAAACAGGAGUGAUUUCCCACUUUAGUUUCUCUAAAUUAGAUAAUAAAACUCUGCUUUAUUUAUUUUUCCUCCGAGUGGCAGCUGAGGUUCAGAUCUGAGUCUACGUUGAACAUUCAAGUAAAAUAUGAUGACGUGGUUUGAAUUACUUUAUAUGCAGUUUUAUUUACGGCAGAUAAAUAUGCAAAUAUCGUUAAUGGGAAAAGAGAAGAAUGUGUUUCCAGAUGUUUGCUCAUAGCUUUCGUUUUUAGUGACGUAUUGAAUCAUCAGAACAUGUGUUGAGCCCAACUACACACUGAUUUUUAUGACAAACUAUUCAAAUAAGAUUCUAAAUUGUACUCAAGUGCAGCGUAUAAGCAAAUGUACUUAGUUACUUUCCACCGUUAGUUACCAGGUGACGCCAUCAUUCAUCGUUGUGUUUCUGUCCCCCCGGAUUAAUCAAAGUACAACGCUCGCUCUCUUUUAGCUCUGUUUUUGUUCUUCACCACCUCCUCUGGCUUUUUAGCUGCUUUAUUCUCAAUCAGCUGCUUUCUAACCUGCGUCUGUCUGCUGCUCAACACGAGCGCUGAGAGUUCUCACACUGUCGUUUCAUGUGUUGAUGUAAAACGUCAGUGGCAUUACACGGAGAUCACAAAGUGGAAUGAAGCUGUUCUGCCAUUUUGAAAUGUAAAUAUUAGUUUGUAAUUACAAUAAAAUGAUUACCACAUCA